Molecule: messenger RNA, 3382 nt
Organism: Cladocopium goreaui
Lineage: Eukaryota; Dinophyceae; Suessiales; Symbiodiniaceae
Source: the annotation of a GenBank genome assembly
CCCCCAGAAAGAGACACAGCUGCCAUCAGCUGCCAUGCCUCCAGCCCCCUUGGAGAUAGCUAUUGGUGAAAGCUCGGAUCCUGAAAAUGGCGCCAGCAGCCCUAGGAGUCAGAGUAGCCAGAAUUGGGCCGAGUCUCCACCCACAGGUUCGCAGAGUUCGCAGAGGGACCUGUUCGACGCAAAGCCCAGUCGAGAGUCAGGUCCUAACAUGAUCAAAGGCUUGGACACCAUCCUCAGACACCAGUUCGGAGAUGUUUCCAGGGAAGCUGAAGCUGGGAAAGAAGGAGCGUCCGAGUCUCCACCCGAUGCCAUGAAGGAGCCGUCACCCUCCGGUCGUAGACGAUCUGACUCCUUUGCAGAGGAAUUUGCGGCCACGAAGAGCUCGAGCUGGAAAGCACAGCUUCUGCAACUGAUUUCUUCUGGGCGCUUCACUGGAUUCUUCUUAUUCCUCACCAUGUAUAGUUUCUAUGCUCCAGAUCUAGAUGUCAUUUUUGGCCACAAACAAUCUGAAGUCGUGAUCAGUGUGUCCAUGACGCUCACGUUGACUUUCUUUCUCCUGGAGCUGGUACUGAACAGUCUGGCGAAGCCGCAGUACAUCUGCCGUUUCUCCUUUUGGUUGGACCUGGCGGCCUCGCUGUCGCUGUUGCCAGAGACAUGGUUCUGGAAGCAGAUCUUGAGUUCCAACUUCAUCGCCAGUAACGAUGAAAGCUUUACCCGUUUCUUGAUGUUGGCAGCGCGUUCCUCGCGUGUCUCGCGGCUGCAGCGUCUGACGCGUCUCAUGCGGAUUGCCGCAUUGUUACCGCGCAUCACUGGCUUGCUCCAGCGAGGGAAUCGGCAGUUGGAUGCUGACUCCCGGACUUUGUUAGACAAGAAGUUGCAUCGCGUCUUCGCAUUUCUUGACCAGGACUAUGAUGGCAAGAUCUCCACCCAAGCGCUAAGCGCUGUGCUUGCGAGAUUUGACACAGCUACCAGGAAAUCUUCGAACUCGCGCAGGAAGAUCACGAAUCUCUCCUUUUUUUCCAACAAGACUUCAAUGAGGAGCAACUCGCCAGAACUGCAGGACCAACAGGACCAGGACCAGGACCAAGAGCAGGAGAAUCAGAGUCGGACUGGGCCAAAGUCAAGACAGGGUUCCGAGGUCUCCUUCAACGGCAAACAGAUUCGCUUUGAGGCCACUGAGGCGGACGUAUCGCCAACGGCCUCAGAGUUUUCCAUUGGCGUUCCGGUUCCAUCUGCCGAGCGUCAGGAGGAGAACGAGGUCAAGAAGGAGGUCAAGGACUUAAAAAAGAUGAAAACGGAGGACAGCGAAUUCGGCCUAAGCGAGGACGAGAUUGCAAGAAGUGACAGCAGUGCAAGCAGCAUCAGGCGCGAGGAGAGCCUACCUCUCCACGAUCGAGAUUCGUCGCAUAAGAGUACAAAGUCCUCAGUGGCAUCAUGGAUGAGCGAGGCUCGUGGAGUGACCUUUGAAGAGUUUCGGGAACAGAUUCUGGCCGAAGAGUGGGUGGACAAGCAGCUUGCGAGCAUUUGCAGGACCGAGUUGAUGAAGAAUAGCUACAUGCACUCGGACCGUGUGAAACAGAUGGAAGACAUCGGGGUGAAGGUGGCCUUAGGUGUGUUGUGCAACAUUCUCAUUGUAAGCAUCUUCAGCUGGUCGAUUGAAGACCUUGGAGCUAGGCAAACCUUGAGCAUGCUGGACGGUGCAGGGGCUUACUCCGCCAACUCCUCGCUGUUCUUGCCCGAGACGAUGCAGCAUUCUGUCUUGCUGUGGAGUACCUCAUUAGAUCCUGAUUCGAUUCAAGGAAGCCUGAUAUUUCUGGACGUGGCGCAGAGAACGGUGUGCAACGAGCUGGACCAGGGCAAUUCUGCAGUCAGCUGCACAAUGGCCCACGACCCCUGGCUGUGGCCGCAACGUGGAUCCUUGACCGCCGUGGACGAGGCGUUUCAGAAGUCUUCGCACCGGCAUUCAGACGUGGUCCUGUUGCGGGUGCCAGAUGAUAGCCAGCGUGAGGCGGCAACGUCGCUGGAAGAUCUCAAUCGCAGGGUCACAUCAUUGGCCUUGCUGAAUAUUCGGUACCUUCAGGAGCAGAAUGCGAUCUUCUCUGUGAUAGUGACAAGCACGGCCAUCAUCUUGAUUCUCGCGGGCAUCUAUGUCUUCACCCGAGAUAUCAGUGUGCUAUCCUCGGGGCUGCUACGCCCGCUGCGCCUAUUGGCUGAUGACAUGCAGAGCGUUACCCAGAUGCAACUGGCAGGGCUUCAAAGUAACAAAGCCGUCAUCAACUUCGACCGAAAUGUCGCGGAGAUUCGACUUAUUGAGGGCAUCUUCGAAAAAACGAAGACAGCGAUUCGAAGUUGGGGAAAAUACGUGCCAUGGCCUGUGGUUCAGAUACUGUUGGCUGCAGGAAUCGACUCCGCCUUAAAGUUGGGCAUGAUGGAAGUGACGAUGUUCUUUUCGGACAUUGCUGGCUUUACCACGAUCGUUGAGAAGCUCCCUCCGGAACGGUCUUUGGUGCUGCUGAGCAGAUACUUCAAUGACAUGUCGCAGGUCAUCGACAAUCACGGCGGGAUUGUCAUUGAGUUUAUUGGAGAUGCCAUUCUUUCUGUCUAUGGGGCUCCCUUGCGCAAUCCAAUGCAUGCAGAUGCUGGUGUACGAGCAACACUGAAGAUGCUGAAGGCUACUGAUCGAAUCAACGCCUGGUCCAAGCACCGCUCCUUGCCGCAGGUGAGCAUUCGCUGUGGGGUCCACACCGGCGAGGUGUUGGUUGGCAACAUGGGCUUCCACUCCAGGAUCAAGUAUGGCUUGACGGGAGAGAAUGCCAACAUCCCCAGCAAGUUGGAAGAACUGAACAAGACGUAUAGCAGCAGCAAUUUAAUCUCGGAGGACACCUACAUCAACUUGCCACCGGAUACUUUCAUCACUAGGCCGGUGGACUCUAUCUACCUGAGGAAUAGCGAUCGUGAAUCCACCAUUGUCUACAAUGUCCUGGGCCUGGCAGAUGGCGCUGAGAAGGUGACCAAAACCGAAAGGAUGGAGAAGAUGGCUGCAACCUACCAGGAAGCCUACAGAAACUACCGGUCUCAAAACUUCAAGAAGGCGAGUGAGCUCUUCCAGAAAUAUGCCAAGCUCUCCAAAAAACUGGGUCCCCAGGACUCAGCGGCUCUCCUGAUGCAGAACCGUUGUAAGUUCUACUUGGAGAACCCGCCUUCACGAUCCUGGGAUGGCGUAUGGGAUCAGGCCAAUGAUUGACGACGGACGCGACGAAACGCGAACCCGUCGGGGUGAGUUGGUUUUUUGGUUUAUGGAUGGCAGCCAGGUCAAAAUGGGCCAGGUUUAUGGAGACCGUUGGAAAGAUUUACGCCAGGUUUGUUAGAUGCUUUGUUGGUG